UCGAGCUGCGUCGGGGUUCCGAGGCUGACGGUUGGCAGAAAGCUGGCUCCGUUUCUGCGCGAGAGCCGCUGAGAGCCCCGCUCGCCCUCCGCGCGCUUCGCAGUUUCUCCUCCCGUCAGGUCUUCGUCUGAAAGUAAUGACAAUGCUGGGCAUGUACGUGCCAGACAGGUUCGCUCUGAAGUCUUCCAAAGUCCAAGACGGAGUCGGGCUUUACACUGCGAGGCGAGUGAAGAAGGGAGAGAAGUUUGGUCCGUUUGCUGGGGAGAAGAGAAUGCCCAGUGAUUUGGAUGAGAGCAUGGACCCCAGGCUGAUGUGGGAGGUUCGAGGGAACAGAGGCGACGUGCUGUACAUACUGGACGCCAGCAACCCCCGGCACGCGAACUGGCUCCGCUUCGUGCACCAGGCCCCAUCUCAGGAGCAGAAGAACCUGGCUGCCAUCCAGGAUGGGGAGAACAUCUUUUAUCUGGCUGUGGAUGACAUCGAGACAGACACGGAGCUCUUGAUUGGCUAUCUGGAUAGUGACAUGGAGGAGGAAGAGGAGGAUGAGGAAGAAGAUGAGAUCAUCAAAGACGAAGACGAGAACAGCAAAGAGGCCAAGCUCCUCAGCACAGAGCCAGAGGCAGUAAUAAAGAAGGAGGAUCACCCAUGCCUGCUGUGUGAGAGCAGUUUCCCCAGUGAGGAAGUUCUGGCUGAACACCUGCAGAGUCUGCACCAAAGAGGCAGCGCAGAGGAAAAGGAGUUCAAGUGCCGCAACUGUGGCAAAGAGUUCCCCAUCAAACAAGCACUCCAGCGCCACGUUCUCCACUGCACGGAGAGUCCGACUUUGACAGGAGACGCGUCUAAAGUUCACCAGUGUUCUCUCUGCCACAGCUCAUUCUCCUCUGAGUCUAGCUUUGAGCAGCAUAAGGAGGCGUGUAAAGGAGAUGCCAGAUUCAUCUGUAAGGCAGAGAGCUGUGGAAAGAGAUUCAAGAGCAAAGAUGCUCUGAAAAAACACAAAGGCAACGUUCACACAGGUAGUGCACGCAGGAAGCUCAUAUGCACCAUCUGCAAUAAGAAAUGCUCAUCCUCAGUCAACCUGCAGGAGCAUCGCAAGGUCCAUGAGAUAUUUGACUGUCCUGCCUGUGACAAGAAAUUCAUCUCAACCAAUCAGCUGAAACGGCAUAUGAUCACACAUUCAGAGAAACGUCCCUACACUUGCGAGAUCUGCAAUCGCAGCUUUAAGCGCUUGGACCAGGUUACAGCUCACAAGAUCAUUCACAGUGAAGACAAACCAUAUAAGUGUAAGCUGUGUUGGAAAGCAUUUGCCCACCGCAACGUCUACAAGAAUCACAAAAAGACUCACUCAGAGGAGAGGCCUUUCCAGUGUGAGGAGUGUAAGGCCCUAUUCCGCACUCCAUUCUCCCUACAGCGCCAUCUCCUCAUCCACAACAGUGAGAGGACGUUCAAGUGUGACCAGUGUGACGCCACGUUUAAGCGCAAGGACACACUGAACGUGCACAUUCAGGUCGUACACGAUGGACACAAAAAAUACAAGUGUGACCUGUGCGAGAAAGCCUUCGUCACUCCCUCCGUACUCAAGAGCCACAAGAAGACACACACAGGAGAGAAGGAGAAAAUUUGUCCGUACUGUGGUCAGAAAUUUGCUAGCAACGGAACUCUGAGGGUGCAUAUCCGCAGCCACACAGGUGAACGCCCUUAUCAGUGCCCUUACUGUGACAAGGCCUUCAGCAAGAAUGAUGGGUUGAAGAUGCACAUCCGUACACACACUCGGGAGAAGCCAUAUAAAUGCAGUGAGUGUAACAAGGCCUUCAGUCAGAAGCGAGGUCUGGAUGAGCACAUGCGUACACACACCGGAGAGAAGCCCUUCCAGUGUGACGUUUGUGACCUGUCAUUCAGUCUGAAGAAGAUGUUGAUCAGACACAAGCUCACCCACAACCCCAACCGGCCAAUGGCAGAGUGCUCACUCUGCCACAAGAAGUUCACCCGCAAUGACUACCUCAAAGUGCACAUGGAAAAUGUCCAUGGAGAAACAGAAGGGUAGAAUGCUGCUUACCUGUACCGUGUGUUCCCUGUUUGUUGGAUACACUUACGGUACCAUGUAUCUACACCAGCGGAGGGGACUUGCACCUGAGUCCAGCAUAGUCUCCUAAUUUCCAUGCUUUAAGACACCAGCUAAACGUGCCAAUUAAAUCAGGUAUUAAUGAGCCAGACAAUUGCCAAACUGCAGGAAUCUCCUGAUGUACACACAUUGGCCAUUUUAUCAGAAACACCAUAUAGGUGCAUUUUGUAGAUACACAAUUUCACGCUGUAGCCCAUCAGUUAUUGCAGAAUUUAUCACUCUUUUCACUGUCCGUUAGUAGAGAGAACGAGACCACAUCCGGACAACUGAUGAAGGGCAAGAGAAUGGCUAACACAGGAUGUAUGUGGAAAAAAAUGAGCUGUAGUCUAAAACUGUACUUCUACUAGGAAAACCAAUAAGGUAGGUGUGUCUAAGAGCAGGCAGUAAGUUGACACUAUUUAAAACCCCCAGCAGCACUGCUGUGCCUGAUGUACUCAGGACAACAUAACAGUAUUGGUCCACCAUCCAAAUAACAUUUGCCUGUGGUGGUGUAGAGGGGCGUGGUUGAUUGUUCAGUAGAAGAUGGGAUACGGUCUGUGAUUGUAAAUUUGCAAUUGCACCUGUACACUCGCCACUUUAUUAGGUACUAAUGUCUACACUUGUGUCUACACUCAUUACCCAUUUUAUCAGAUUCAGUUACAGUUGCCAUUGACCGUAGUCAAUGUGGUUUUCUCUGUGCUUUGUUAGCCCCCUUUUACCCUUAGUGGUCAGAGGUAUUAUUCAUGUGGUGGAUCAUUUUCAGCAAUGCGGUGACACUGAUGGUGAACCUUAAAAUAAAAUGGACAGCGAGUGUAGAUACAAGGUAGGUGUGCUUAGUAAAGUAGAAAAUCACUUUAUGCAAUCAUAUUCAAAAGUUUGGACGCCCCUUGGCAGAUUACAUGCUUUGUUGAGUUUCUAAGUGACAAUAACACAUUCUUUACAGAUAACAAAUUUCUGCACAUUUGAAUCCAAAAUUAUUUGCUGAAUUUAACAUAUUGGGGAAAGAAAUACAACAUACAGUGUGGUCUUUGCAAACUUAAUGGCACAUUUAAUAUUUAAAGUUUUAUUUUUGUUCCAAUUUGUUAAACUCAGCAAAUUAAUAGAAAUAGACUGUUAAAAAUGGCAGAAAAAGCCUUAUUUAAGUUGUUAACAGUUAGCAAAACGUCAUUUGACCAGGGGUGUUCAAACUUUUGUAUACUUUGCAUCCAACUGUACACACAACCACACACACACACACACACACACACACACACAACCACACACACACACACACACACACAGUCAGGAACAGGUGAACAAGUUAGAGAAUGCGUACAUUCGAUGUUGAACCACAGACAUAAAGAUUUACCCAAAGUCACUCAUUCAGUCUGACUGACAUGCACACACUAACACAUACUGCAGUAUUCAGCAAUGCUGCAGUACUGUAGUAAUUCAAUACUGAAUGCUGCUUUUCUCAGUGCAAUCCUAGCCUCAUUAUCUAUCUAUCUAUCUCAACUAUGCAUGACUCUGCUGAACAGCCAGUAUAUAUAGAGGGAGCCAUAUCAAAGCACACAGCCUGCAUUUACUGUAUGCACAGAACAUAAUUCAUAUCACAGUUAAACUGCACAAACAAUUCUCCAAACAUAAACAUGCACACACUGAUGGUUCUGCGGCUUCUGUUUCCAUUGAACACAGUGAUGUUUUCCUUAAUGGAUGAAUAUUGAGUAGUGCAGGUGGGAGCGAUGCAAUAAUAAAACAAUAUUGUUUUAUAAAAUUCACACUUUUCAGCAGGAAUAAAAAUGUUAAAUUUAUUACAAAUAUGUUACUUGUAUGUUAAGUAUAGUCAGCGUUCUUUUGUCAGUAUUUUUAUGUCAUACUUACUGCUAUCAGGGGACGUUUUGUUAUUAUUCGUGGGACCAAAAAAGGAGCUCAGUGUUGAUUGAGUUCGUGUUGUUCAUCGUUUGUUGUUACCAUUGUUUUUUGGGAUAUUGAAGUUGAAAUCAAAGUUUGUAAUUCUGACUCUUUUACACAUAUCUGUAUCUUUCUAUACUUACGCUGUGUAAGUUUACUGCUUCAGUUCCAUCUGUAUGGACCUCGGUAAGUAAUAUAUUUACUGUAACGACUGUUACUGUUUCAGCAUAGCAAGUCUGUGAAUGUAUGAAAGUGCUUUGUUAGUCUGGAAUGGAAAGGAUGACUGAGUGAAAAAGAAAGAAAGCAUUUAUGUGAGUAAGAUGAUGUGUGUCUAGUGCUUCUUCAGACUGAGUUUUUUUCACUGAAGUGUCCUCAUCAGCACUUUAUGAAAAUCCCUGAUUCCCAGGCAGCUGUUUGCUUUUGCUAAUUAUAAACCUUUGAGCCUGGGUAAACUGUUGAUGGCAGGCUAAUCAUAUGUACUUUGAGCGUUGAUUACAAGUGUUCUUUCGAGAGUCAUUAACUAAAGCCCGACUCCAAGCAUGGUAACUGCGGGUUAGAGCCUGAUUAAAGCUUUAACUUGGCUCGAGCCGCCACUGACUUGUCAAAGACAACACCUUAAAAUUUCACACACUUGAUCAGUCCUGUGAUCUGCACAUCAUACAUGUUCAGCCUUUAAAGGACAAAAUUAAUUGAUCAGCAAAUUGGGGCCUUAAGUCUGUAGUACUUGAGCACAUAUAUCAGGUUUAAAUGCAUACUUUUCUUGAACAUUGAUUGCUGUUUGUGUCCUGCUAUUCAACAUCCAUAAAGAGUACGUGGUAAUCAUGAAUUUGCUAAUAAAAUGACAAUCUUUAUAUUUUA
Molecule: messenger RNA, 4846 nt
Organism: Pygocentrus nattereri (red-bellied piranha)
Lineage: Eukaryota; Metazoa; Chordata; Actinopteri; Characiformes; Serrasalmidae
Gene: prdm5
Product: PR domain containing 5
Exons: 16
Coding region: 137-2041 (634 amino acids)
Biological process (GO): negative regulation of DNA-templated transcription
Cellular component (GO): nucleus
Molecular function (GO): RNA polymerase II transcription regulatory region sequence-specific DNA binding; protein binding; DNA-binding transcription factor activity
Source: RefSeq, a predicted model, not a curated record